Molecule: messenger RNA, 1721 nt
Organism: Megalopta genalis
Lineage: Eukaryota; Metazoa; Arthropoda; Insecta; Hymenoptera; Halictidae
Source: RefSeq, a predicted model, not a curated record
GAAACAGUUUGCGAACAGCGUUCGCUGGAUUAUCUUUUCCAACUCCCUCUUCCUAUGAAAUCGAACAUGCUCGCUCGAUAAAAAGAAUCAGAUACGACAGUCGGUGAAGUCUAGUGAAACGUUUGACAGCAAUGUCAUCGCUUAGGACGUACCGCAUAAUUUUCGAGAAGCCGGGUGCCGUAUACAUGACCGGUGAAGUGAUAAGAGGAACCAUUAUCUUGGACACUGCGAAGGUCAAAACCAUCAGAGGAAUCUAUAUCAUUGCCAAGGGGUCAGCUUUUGUUCGAUGGACGGAAAGAGAAACGAGAAGCGGUUCUAAUGGAAAAAGUGAAACUGUCACAAAUAUCUACAGGGCUUCUCAGCAAUACUUUUACAUAAGAGGCGAAAUACUGGAACCACGUGGACCGGAUUCGAGAAUAGUUCUCCCAGAGGGGUGCCAGCAAUACCAGUUCCAGUUCCAACUACCCUCUAACAUCCCCAGCAGCUUCGAACACCGGCAUGGUUAUGUCAGAUACACGGUGAAAGCCAUAAUCGACAGGCCCUGGAAGUUCAAUCACGAAUGCAAGAUCGCAUUCACCGUUGUCUCCGUUCUCGAUCUGAACAUGCACCGACACAGAUGCUUGGGAAUCCACGAAGAAAUUCAGAAGAACUUCUCCUGCUGCUGCUUCGGUCUGGGCUCGAUGAACACAAGCAUCCGGGUGCCUUCCUCUGGGUACGUUUCAGGUCAGAUGAUAAGCGCGUCGGUGAAUUACAAGAAUGCUUCUUCCCAAGUUGGUAUAAGGAAGAUCGAACUGAAAUUGGAACGAGUGCUCAAGCUUCAUGCGACAACCAAAACGAAGACCGAAUACUUCAAAAUUAUAUCCUCUUCGCAUACAGGACCUUUUACGCCGGAAGGAGUCAUUACUCUGGAAAUAAGGGUACCGCCGAUUCCGCCAUCCCACCAACCGUUUUGUAGUAUUAUUGAUUUGGAUUACUACUUGAAGGUGGUUGUCUACUUCACGGGCACGCACCUCAAACUUCAGAGAAGUUACCCCCUCCUAAUCGGAACAAUUCCACUGUAUUGCGAGCCCAGUGCACCAGCUAUUCAGCAGAUGAAUGCCAUGCCAUAUCCCACGGAACAACCUGCAACAUCGAGUACAAUGUCAAUGCCAGAAACACCACAGCCUAGCACUACCACUACAAAAACACAACCAGCACAACUUGGCUUCGUCAUUCCCGACCAAGCUAAUUCUUCUGCAAACUGUAACAUACCUCCCCCAUCUUAUGAAGAGUGCAUGCUAGGAGCUCAGAACAUUCGAGAUGACGACGAGUCCGUCCACGUUCAAGGAACAAAUGCUCCUUUUCGACCCAAGUACCCUGUGUUCAACUAUCCAGCACCAAGUAAGUACUUUAUUAAAGAAGAAGCAUCGUUCCAUACAUUUUUGACCAGCUGUCACCAAAUGUCUUAUAUAUUAGUGGAUUUCCCUUUUAAUUGAAUGUUCUUUUCCAGGUGCGCCGUGAAUGAAGAAAUAGGAAAAAAGUUUUCGUCGAAAUUGCAGGAUACUCUGAACCACGAAUAUUUGAAUGAACGAGAUUAUUAUUUAUAUGAACUUAUAACUACAAGUGUGGCCUACUUAUACCUACUUAUACCUAUUUAUACAUCGAUAGACCUAUUAUUUCGGUGCAAAUUAGAUACAAUUUUAUAUACAAUUUUGUAUACAUAUACAAUCGUUUACGCAUAA